AUGGUCUCUCGUUCGGCUAUUCUUACGGGUGCUCUCGCACUACUUUUACCCCUCACGGCCCACGGCUUUGUUAUCCCACCGGAAGACAAUCUCCAAGCCUUUCUCGGACAACUAAACACCUUGAACCCAAGCCCAAAUUCUGAGAUUAUUGACGAUGCAAGUACUUUAAGCCGCCCAUCAUGGUUCACUUCGACUUUGAUGGCCCGCCGCCUGCUUGCUUUGUCCCCCUCCGGCGUAAUCUCCACCAACUUCCCAGACUCUCUCCCACCCUCCGCACACGCUCCUUCAGAUGUUGCCGGUCUCUCUAUUGCACUGCGCGAGUACAUAGCUGACUGUGAUGGAUCCCUGCCAUCGGAUCUAUCUCAUGAUGAUAACGGCGACCCAACAAUUCUUGGCCUCCGCAUUGGCACUACUUUUAAAAACAUUGCAGCGGGAUCUAAUCUCAGUCUCCAGUUGGACUGGUGGGACCAUCUCAAUGAGGCUGGUCCGGUCUAUCCUGGUCUUCCCCUAAGCCCUGCUGCUCUACCUCGCGUCACUCUCUUUGGAUACUUGGAGAAUCUCCCGUCCCCACUUCCGGAUGACGCAGCUGCAGCGCUCGAGAAGUGUUUCCUGGAGCCACAUCCUGAUGCAAAGGUCUGGAUACCUGGUUCUUCUUACUCGCCACAUGCAAGUUUCUGGGCCCGAUUGGUGGUUACACAUGCUUACUGGAUUGGUGGAUUUGGGGACGUGCAGCAGAUUGGGGGGAUCAGACCACACGGCAGUGUGGAGGGCGUUGGCGAUGGAAGGGGAUGGCAGGAUGUCCGUUUGCCCGGGGAGAAGCAGUAA
Messenger RNA from Penicillium coprophilum, 825 nucleotides. RefSeq lists its product as uncharacterized. The transcript has 2 exons. Bases 1 to 825 code for a protein of 274 amino acids. NCBI's taxonomy places the organism in Eukaryota, Fungi, Ascomycota, Eurotiomycetes, Eurotiales, Aspergillaceae. The record is from RefSeq and is a predicted model, not a curated record.